Molecule: messenger RNA, 2045 nt
Organism: Pyricularia oryzae 70-15
Lineage: Eukaryota; Fungi; Ascomycota; Sordariomycetes; Magnaporthales; Pyriculariaceae
Exons: 1
Coding region: 628-1275 (215 amino acids)
Source: RefSeq, a predicted model, not a curated record
GGGGCGGAUCUUGGCAGCGACCUUCGCCACCCGACGCAAACGCCCAAUGGAGACCGCGACCAGCUUAGUUGGGCAACGUACCGUAUGUAAUGUAGGCAGGUCGGACAGGCUGCAGUGCAAGGCGACAGGGAAGCAAAAGAAACCAAAACUGUACCGGCAACUGUCACCAGGUUGGCCAGACGCGAGCUACCUAGCAGACAGAGCUACCUCGGCAUCAAUUCUGCCUAACUCGUCAACGACACAUCGCCACCCUCAUCCCUAACCUUGCCAAUCUUUGGUUGACACAAGUCGCAAAUAUUCCAACGCGGGUUUUGUAACUCAUCGUCCUGAAUCAUCAUCCAUACGUCCUUCACGUUCCAUCGGUUUUAUGACGCCAGAAAUCCGGGGAAAGGAAGGUCAGAAGCAGCGGAAGAAGUCAAUUCAAGCGGGCAAGAACCCAAGCCCCGGCUCCGACGACUCGUCCAAUUCGACUCGAUUCUAGCCUAUCGUAGUCAACAAUCAGACGACAGUCCGUGGUCCCCACGGCGGGCGGCCAUCUCAUACCUUGCCCGCUUCAUCUCCAACCUGCCAGGAACGAGCCAUUCGCGGCUUAGGGCACCCUAUCCCAGUUCCAGCCCACCAUCAACCAUGAGUGCACAUCCUUACCACAGACACCCUGAACCUCGCGGCCGCGAGCUUAGCAGGAGGCCGUCGGCUUCCGACGAAGACUCAUUCUUUUCCGAAUCGUCAAGCAUAGUGGGGAAGCAUAACCACCAUCGGCCUCGAUCGCAUCACCGCGACCCGCCGCGGGGCCGUCGCGCCGAAUCGUCUCGCCACCGCGCCGAUGACGACGAACAUUACCUGCCCCACCAUGACCGUCACCAUUACUAUGGUCACCAUGGUCACCAAGACCACCAUGAACGCCGUCAAAAUGACGACCGCCGCAGCAGCCCCGACAGUGGGUCUGGAGCCGUCGUGCGGCGGGAGGAGCUCUAUGCCGUCCAGCAUAUCCCCCGCGACUCCUCAGUAGCUUCAUCAACGGCGCGGACCUGCGUCUACGACCAUCGAGAUCCGCGGGAUCGUUCCCAUCGCUCUAGGCGCUACCGUGAUUACGACGAUGACAGGUCGCCGUCGGAUGAGAAACGGCAUCAGCGCGAGCGCAGCAGGUUUGAUCCGCGCGUCAUCCUGGCCACGCUACUGUUUGCCGCCACUGCUGCCCUGUGCUACAAGGAAAUAAGUAGUGGAGGCAAAAAGCGCGGUGGUAGGAGAAGGAAUCAUCGCGGUCGUCCUGGUUAACUUUGGGCUGUAUGUCUUCAUGGAAGGGCUUCUUCUUUCACGAACAAUCGCAAGAGCCUUUGCUUGGCUGGCGCAAACCUUGCUUUUUUGGCCAGCUUGAUUGCAUGUGAAUGGCUCCCCAUCGGAGGAGUAUAUGGCCGCACAACAGCGGGAUUAUGCAAUCCGGGUCACAGAGACUACAGUGCUGCUUGAACACUGCUAUUGUAGUUGCGUCAGAUCUGUCAACAUCACGGCGUUGCAAGCAGCGCUAGGCUUUGAUCGAGCUGCCGACGCUUUGGCACUAUGACCGGGCAAAAUCGCCACUUUUCAAAUGGCUUCACAUGCGUACGCCAUGGCUUGUCCCAGCCAACCAUGGUGUUCAACGGGAUAUAUGUCGCUGCUUUCUCGGGAUCGGACGACUUUGGUUACUUAGUACAUACACACAUUUGGAUGACAGUUCAAUCUGGACAUACUUGAGCCGCUAACACAGUUUGGUCGUCGCGCCUCUUGAACAUAUGUAUCUGAGUUUUCAAAUCCGCAAGGUAGGUAGCACGGGACUAAGAUCAAGAUACAGACUACUCUAAAUAGGUAUCCGCUUUGUACUGGAUACUUGUAGCAGUUUCACAUGGAGCGCAACUCCGCCGAACUUCCACACGCACCCUCUCCACGAUGACAAGUUCGAUACCGUAACCUACGGUCAACAACAACAGAUAUCCCAACCAUGGAGACUCGGAAUAUGUAGAAUACCCAAUGGCGGCGCUUGUUCUUGCCAGUAGUCUCGCAGAAGUCAG